This is a messenger RNA of Aricia agestis (brown argus), 1557 nucleotides long. RefSeq names its product NEDD8-activating enzyme E1 catalytic subunit (gene Uba3). Gene Ontology annotation, molecular function: NEDD8 activating enzyme activity. The coding region runs from base 148 to 1503 and encodes 451 amino acids. The record is from RefSeq and is a predicted model, not a curated record. NCBI's taxonomy places the organism in Eukaryota, Metazoa, Arthropoda, Insecta, Lepidoptera, Lycaenidae. The transcript is spliced from 7 exons. Gene Ontology annotation, biological process: protein neddylation. Gene Ontology annotation, cellular component: cytoplasm; nucleus.
ACAGUGUAGACUGGUGUAGACACAAAUUAAGUUAGUGUGGAUAACAGCAAGUUUAUAGUUUUAAAUAAGAAAAUCCCUCAUUUUAAUCAGCAAAAAAGCCUUUCUGUUGCUAAAUUCUAACGUGCAGCUAGUAACCUAAAUCUUAAAAUGGCUUCUUCAAACGAUACUCAAGCUUUCGAUUAUCAACAAAGACGAUGGCACCAUCUAAGAAAGUUGUUGGAAAGACCUGGGCCAUUCUGUCAUCCAGAUUUCGAACCAUCCCCAGAAAUAUUGGAUUUUAUCAUGAAUUCAUGUAAAGUAUUAAUCGUCGGUGCCGGCGGGCUGGGAUGCGAGCUGCUUAAAGAUUUAUCUUUGAUGGGCUUCAGAAAAAUCCACAUAGUAGAUAUGGAUACUAUAGAACUUUCAAAUCUUAACAGACAAUUUCUUUUCCGCAAAACCGACAUUGGUUUAUCAAAAGCAAAAUGUGCAGUAGAAUUUGUCAACAAGAGGAUACCAGGUUGUGAGGCAGUUGCACAUCAUUGUGCUAUACAAGACUUAGAUGACGGAUUUUAUCGACAAUUCCAUAUUGUGGUCUGUGGCUUGGAUUCCAUUGUUGCAAGGCGCUGGUUGAAUGGGAUGCUAAUGUCUCUUCUACAGUAUAAUGAUGACAGGAGUCUUGAUCAAAGCAGUGUCAUACCCCUUGUAGAUGGUGGCACAGAGGGUUUCAAGGGUAAUGCAAGAGUGAUUCUACCCGGACUGAGUGCUUGUAUUGAAUGCACCUUAGAUUUGUAUCCACCACAAAAGACAUUUCCCCUAUGCACUAUUGCUAACACACCAAGACUGCCCGAGCACUGCAUUGAAUAUGUAAAGGUUAUACAAUGGGCUAAGGAGAACCCAUGGGGUACUGAGACUGCUUUGGAUGGGGAUGAUCCGCAGCAUGUGGCUUGGGUAUUUGAGAAAGCUCAAGAAAGAGCUACAAAAUAUGGCAUAGCCUCUGUCACAUAUAGACUUACACAGGGUGUCCUGAAAAAUAUUAUUCCAGCCGUGGCCAGCACCAAUGCUGCUAUAGCUGCUGCUUGUGCAACUGAGGUCUUCAAACUUGCCUCCUCUAGCUGUGCUAAUAUGAACAAUUAUAUGGUAUUGAACAUGUCUGAUGGUGUUUACACAUACACAUUUAAUGCAGAAAAGCAAAGUGAUUGUGUGGCUUGCAGUAAUACUACAAAGAGUAUGGAAAUUGACUCUGAUGCUACAUUACAAACAAUCUAUGAUAAACUUUGUGAAGACCGAAAUUACUUAAUGAAGAGUCCAGGAAUAACUACAGUUAUUAACGGCCGUAAUAAAACUUUAUACAUGUCUUCAGUUAAAAGUAUUGAAGAAAAAACUAGAGACAAUCUUAAAAAGAAAAUAACAGAGUUGGGAUUGUAUAAUGGAGCUGAAAUUUUGGUAGCUGAUGCAACAACACCUAGGACAGUAACUAUUAAAUUAAAACUGAUUGAAAAUAUUGAUGUUGACAUGAUGCGAUAAGGGAAUGUUGAUCUGUUUUCAUUCAUUGUUUAAAAAUCUUAUAUAUCAGUGUGU